AUGACGUUGUUCAAUGGUGUACUGCCUUUCUACCCCCAAUCUCGUCAUGCCGCCGGCUUCAGCGUCCCCCUGUUAGUGGUCAUCAUAGUAUUUCUGGCUUUGGCAGCCAGUUUCCUACUCAUUCUUCCUGGAAUCCGUGGUCACUCGCGCUGGUUCUGGUGUGUUAGAAUCCUCCUCAGUCUGUUCAUUGGAGCAGAGAUUGUAGCUGUGCACUUCAGCGGGGAUUGGUUCACGGGCCAAGUAAAAACCAGCACCUCCUACAAGGCUUUCACCUCUGCCCAAGUCAGUGCAGAUAUUGGGCUGUAUGUUGGACUAUCAGGAGUCAACAUCACGCUCACUGGGACCCCAGUGCACCAGCUGAACGAGACUAUCGACUAUAACGAGAAGUUCAGCUGGAGGUUUGGAGACAAUUAUGCCGAGGAGUACGAGAAGGCACUGCAGAAAGGGCUACCAAACCCCGUGCUCUACCUAGCGGAGAAAUUCACCCCGGUCAGUCCCUGUGGCCUGCAUCGCCAGUACCGGCUGGCUGGACACUAUGCUUCGGCUACACUCUGGGUGGCAUUUUGUUUUUGGCUGCUUUCCAACGUGUUGCUUUCCAUGCCCGCCCCACUUUACGGAGGGUUCUCGCUGCUGAUUGCCGGAGCCUUUGUAUUCUUCUCAGUCUUCGCCUUCGCUACCAUCUCCACUGUGCCCUUAUGCCCGAUCCGCUUAGGCUCGGAGUUCCUCAGCCCCAGCUAUGGAGCUUCCUUCUGGACCACGGUGGCCACAGGUUUCUUAUGCCUGCUCCUAGGAGGGAUGGUGGUAUGUCUACACUACACACAUCCCAGCGCCCUGCGCACUUUCCUGGACCUGAGUGAUGACCUCGUAGUCCAAAGGAAGAGCGUGAUGCCACAGAUCUACAGCAAUCCACUUAACUUGCCUGAGAAAUGCAAACCGGCGACCCCAGACAUACAACUCUCUAUUCGCUUGUAGGGGGCCUUCACACUGCGGACUUUUAUUCCCAAAUCAGAAAGGUGCGUGGGAGCCGUUUAGGAUAGAAGCGGCCCCAUGGACCUCACUCCUCCAUUCUCUGCUGGCCGGAGAGAACAAGCGGGGAAUCGCGGGUGACUCCUCUCUAUCAACAGGGGCUGUUAGGCGACGAUUGUAAAUAAAGACUCUUAUUUUUUUUAUUGAGGGAAGAAAAGCUUUCUAUUAAUUUCCACAGCCUGAGUGGGUUCUGGGGCCUUUGCCGUCAAGAAUCCUCCAUCCCUUUGAAUGUUGCUCCCUAUGCUGGCGAUAGCUCCUGACCUCGAGAAUGGGACCUUGUACGCAACCUCUUUCUGAACCAUCCCAGCCUCUCUGCGAUCCCUGACUCCUGACUCGCGCUGUGCUCGAGGCAACAAUGCUGCCCCAGGAGGGACUCAGGAAUCCUCGUGCUGCCCCCUAGCGGGGGGCACGGAGAGGCGGAACCAGGACCAGACUCUAAGGGCUGCGCCCCGUUCUACUGUGUGAUGUGUAAAAGACGCCAGCUUAGACCUGCACAACUUGUGGCUUAUGGGUUAGUCCUCAGUGACCUCCUCUUCCCAUUCUGGGGUUCUUCCGCACCACAUGCAGCUGCCUUCUUCCUUGCAGUAGAGGUGAAACUAGGGAGGAGUCCCAAAAUAGCCCAGGAAGGGGGCUUUCAGGGGAAUCAUGAUUGAUUCUGCCCCAACAAAUGCGACUCUGUGGACCACCAAUGAAACAGUACAAGUUGGAUCUUCUAGGUUUCUUUGGGAAUCCCAGCCAUGAGUCCCCUUCACCCUAUACCGACCUAGCUCUUGAACUGGAGGGUGGAGAAUAGAGAAGUUUCCGGAUUUACUGGCAGUCUAACCCCUCACUCAAUUCUUUCUGACUAGAUCCGUGGGAUUAGGUCAAUUGACAGAAUAGUCAUUGAGUUUUGGAGCCAACCAUCUGAGCGCUGGUCUCCUGUCUUUUAGCUCAAUAUUUUUUGCACUAAAGCCUUGCUGGUUCUCAAAUGUGGUGGAAGUAGGGGAUAAUAAAAAGAAAGAUGGUGGAAAUGGGAAAAUUGGAGGUGAAGGGGGUGAUAGUAUUUUCCCAGUGGAAUGUUUCACUUAGUAAAGUAUAGCCAGAUAAAUUAGGCUGUGUAACCCCUCCGUCCAACACACUGAACCAUAGGAAAGCAAAUUAAAAUGAAGUCCAGACGUCUUCAAAGGGAAAAGGAAGUUACCAAACAAACAAAACAGGCUGAGUUUGAAGUUUGAAAUGAGGACUCAAAUUGCCUGCAUCUUUGAUCUGGUACCCAGUGAGAGGAAUCAUAGGAUAGAGCUAAAAGGGACCUGGAAAGGCAUCUAGCCCAAUCGCCCUAUUUUACAUAGGAAGAAACUAAGGCAGAGGGAGGUGAAGUGAUUGGAUUGACCUUUAGCCUCUACCCCUACCUGCUGUCUCCCAAAGUCAUUGCUCAGACUCCAACAGCAAGGAUUAGACAUUAGAAUGUAGACUGUUGGAAAGGAUCUUUACCCAGUUCACCUAGUCUAGUGGUUGCCAAUC
This is a messenger RNA of Vombatus ursinus (common wombat), 2526 nucleotides long. RefSeq names its product dual oxidase maturation factor 2 (gene DUOXA2). The record is from RefSeq and is a predicted model, not a curated record. NCBI's taxonomy places the organism in Eukaryota, Metazoa, Chordata, Mammalia, Diprotodontia, Vombatidae. Gene Ontology annotation, biological process: protein transport. Gene Ontology annotation, cellular component: endoplasmic reticulum membrane. Bases 1 to 972 code for a protein of 323 amino acids. The transcript has 6 exons.